Molecule: messenger RNA, 3186 nt
Organism: Vanessa tameamea
Lineage: Eukaryota; Metazoa; Arthropoda; Insecta; Lepidoptera; Nymphalidae
Product: carboxypeptidase N subunit 2-like
Exons: 3
Coding region: 110-2350 (746 amino acids)
Molecular function (GO): protein binding
Source: RefSeq, a predicted model, not a curated record
UCAGUCCAGAGUCGUCGAGCAAGUGUAUUACACGUCAUUGCGCAAAUAACAUAUAGUUUCAACUAAUAUGGGCGCGACGGUAAAUUGAAAUCACGAGACAUCAUUGAAAAUGGCGCGUACGACGGUUUACCUCAUCUACCUGUUAGCCUUACCAUUCAGUUAUGGAUACAACGGCGACAGCUUCGAGCUGGAAUGCCCUGACGAAUGCGAUUGCCACUACUUUAGGAUCAAUUGGGUUACCGACUGUUCCGAGAGCAACUUGACUAGUAUACCUUACGAUGAGCUGAGCUUGAGCGUAUACAUCUUAGAUCUAAACGGCAACAACAUAACCAGUCUCCAGCGUUUUCCAAACGACAUAAAGAUGAGGAGAUUGCAAAUAGCUAACAAUAGAUUGACGAGAGUCGAUAGAGACGCGUUCAAAGGGCUCGACUAUUUGAUAGACAUUGACCUUUCUGGUAACAAUAUCAGCUACGUGGAUCCAGAGGCAUUUUUGGAUUCACAUGGACUACUCAACGUGGAACUUCAAGACAACCCCCUAAAUAUGAUUGAAGGACCAUUCCUGAUGUCUAGCACACUCCAAUAUUUGGAUAUAAGUAAUUGCAAUCUAUCGAUUAUAAACUCCCAAUUCUUCGACAAUAUCACAUCUCUGACCACACUCGACCUGUCUAAUAAUCCCCUUAUAUCAUUAGAAGGUGAUGUCUUCAAUGUUUUAACCAGUCUUGAAACAUUAAAGAUAAAUGACUGUAAGCUCAAUAUUAUUACUGGAAAUCUAUUCUCUUCCUUGAUCAAUUUGAAGAAUUUAGAGAUGGCAGGAAACGACCUGUCAAAUAUCAACUGGCCAGAAGUGUUAGGCACAUUAACGAGGCUCGAAUAUCUUAAUUUGAGAAAAUCUGGCUUAACUUCCCUUUCUGAGGACACAUUUUCAAAUUGUACCAACCUCGUUACCCUUAUUUUAGCUGAGAAUGAAUUACGAGACUUAGAUGUCGCAGUAACAUUGGGCAAUAGUGUUAAUCAUUUAGAAGUACUAGAUUUAUCAAACUGUAAAAUUAAAGGACCAAUAUCAGGUGACGCAUUUGCCAAUGCAACUAGAAUGAAAAGUCUUUACUUAUCUGGUAACCCACUCUUUGCACCGGAUUUACAAGAAGCUUUAGCACCCCUGCCAAAACUGGAAAAACUUUUCUUAAGUAACUGCGGCCUUAGCAAUUUACCAGAUAAUUUCAAUGUUUUUGAAAAUCUUCUCGAACUGGAUAUCUCGCAUAAUCCUCUUGUGAAUGUAUUUACGAGACUUUUGGCUCCUUUAGAAAAAAUUGAAUAUCUUAAUAUGGGCUAUAGUAAUUUAUCUUACAUAGGACCAGAAACUUUUGCACAUAUGACGUCAUUAAAGAAAUUAGUGCUUUCUGGUAAUGACCUCCUAUCUUUAGAAGCCGGUCUGUUCGGAAAUUUGACACAGUUAACAGCGUUAGAAUUAGAAUUUUGCGGCUUGAAACGCCCUAUAAACGCAAAUGCUUUCUUCAAGAACUUAACGUAUACUGAUUUAAGAGAAAUAAAACUUGGUGGUAAUCCACUUGUAAUACCACCCACCGGACCGUUGUUCCCGAAACAGCUGUCACAGGUCACUGUCUUAGAUUUAAGCAACUGCAACAUCACAUCUCUUAACCCAGAUGCUUUUAAGAAUACUGAGAAUUUAACCGAACUCAAUUUAGCCAGCAAUCAAAUAAAGGCAGAGGAUGAAAGCUUAUUGUUUUUGGAGACACUACGACAUUUGGAAAAAAUAAAUUUGAGCAACAAUAAUUUAACAACUAUUGAUCCGCAAUUAUUCGUGAACAAUCCUAAGCUUCACUCAAUAAACCUCAUCGGUAACCCAUUCAUUUGUGAUUGUAAGAUUGCUGAAAUGUGGGAUUGGGCGAAUAUGAUAAAGGGCGAUUUAGACGUUCUUAUAGGAGCCAAGAGCGCCGAAAAGGACAUUGUUGUUAAAGGAAACAAGAAAAAGAAAUAUUUAUACUGUCACUACAAUGAAGCGCAACUCAGGAAUAUGACUAUUAUUACUAAUAAGACUGUACCGGGACGACGUCCAUUUGUAAAGCCCAGAGAAUGGACGUAUGCUAAUAGAACUUGGGCUAAAUAUGUAAGAGAAUCGGGAUGUGAACCAGUGGUCAAAAUACUGAGACCAGUGGCGCUAAUAGCUGAUUUCUUUGACGAAUCUCAUGGAAGGAAUAUUUCUACCCCUGCCUUAAUAUUAGCUGUUAUGGCCUUAGCUCUUGGUUUGGGUACUGUUAUAAUGACCUUGCGUUUAUUUCAAAAGAGGCAAGUGUCGGAAAUGGACACAGAAAAUAAUAGGAAGCAGAGAUAGUAAACGGUCAAAGAGCAUUCCACAUUAAUGCAUAGUUCAUAAUUAGGAUUAUUUUUUAAGAAAUAUUGUAUUUUUUUUAACUAUUAUCACUAAUUUAUAUUUUGUAAUAGGCACGUCAAAAUAAAUGUCUAAAGUCUCUCUAGAGUAAUAAAUAAGAUGAGAGGCGAUAUUUAAUGUAUUUUUGGAUGUAACUAGUCAAAUGAAUUAGAGACCAUACAAGUAUACCCGUAGCAAGCAGGGCUGGAUUAAGGGGAAGGUAUCCGGGGCUACACGCGAAAGAAUAACAAUUACCGACACCAAGAAGACGGUGAAUAACUAACCUAUAAUCUUUUUUAUUUUGCCAUCCUGACGCUCCUAGCUGGAAACUAGGAAAAAUAUUGUAUUGACAUCGGUCAAUAGAACGUGUGCCAAUUUUCAAACGCCUUGAAGAUUAUAAGAGCCAUAUUGAAAGUUUCCGUUAAAUAGAUACAAUGAGGUCAAACUAAUAAUGUUCAAUAAUAUAUAUGUAGACGAAGUGAAAUAACUACAUAGUAAUAGUAGUAGUAUAUUUCCUGUAUCAACAUAAUAUUAUGUUUGGUAAGUUUUUUUUUUUAUUAAAAACAAAAAAUAUUGUUAAAGUAAAAUUAGUUUAGUGGGGUGAUCAAAAAUGAAUGUUCAAUAUUUUUGGAUAAAUAUUUUUUUAAGAUUCCGCCAGUCCUUUGUUGCCCCAGAGCAUAUAGACCUCUAAAUCCGGCCCUGAAAGCAAUUUUGUUAGAGGCGACGAUUCGAUUAUUUAAAUAUGCCUUUCAGUAUUUCAUGUUUAAACGAUUCCUAAAUAAAGGUGUUUAAAAUAUAUU